AUGUCUAAAAUUAAAAGAUUCUUCUCAAAGAAGAAGGAGGAAGCAGCCUUUAAACUUAAACUGGGUGGGGGCUUAGGGCAAGGUCACACUCUAAGUGCACAAAAUCAGGAAGCAUCCACUUCAAGCCGCAAACCUGUAACCGAUGCAUAUGUUCCACCUAAACGGAAAGAAUUGAGUAAUGAAGUUAGGUCCGCAGCAGCCGCUGCUCUGGCCAGAGUGGAGAAUAAGGAUUCAAAAGAAUUUAAUACAUCUCUGGCUGCUAUUAAAGCUCAAGCUAAAAGAGAACUUGAAGCUGAACGAAAACUUAAGGAAGAAAUUUCAUCACCCGAAACUACGACUGUUGAAAACAAUCCUAAUUUAAAUUUAGCUUGUCAGGGUGUCUUCUUCCGCUGCCCUAUCAUAAGUGAAGCAAUAUUAUCAAAAAAAGAAUGGAAAGUUAAAAUUAAAGAAUUCCUUUAUCAGCAAUUGGACGCGGAAAAAGCAUUGACAUCCUGUUUGAUAAUGUACAAUUGCAAUAACAAGGAAAAGGCAGAAGACUGCAUUGGAACUUUAACAAAAUACUUGGAGAACAUCAUCAAAUUUCCAGAGGAAGAGAAAUACUACAAAAUUAGAAUGUCAAAUCGCAUAUUUUGUGAAAAAGUUCGAUAUGUUGAAGGCGCAUUAGACUUUCUCCAGGCUGCAGGAUUUCGUGAAGUUGAUUUGGAUAAUGAGAUGUUUCUUAUAUGGUCGAAAGAGAAUGUUGAUCAAGAUUACGAUCUUACAGUACUAAUUGAAGCUUUGCAAAAUUCUGAACCAAUUCAAUUAGUAUUAGAUCGUAAUAUAAAAGUGUUGUUGCCUUCUCAAGCUAAACGAGUCCUUUUACCAGAUGAUUUCUACCGUAUUUCACCUGAAGAAAUAAAACGAGAACAGCAAUUGAGAGCCGAAGCUAUUGAAAGUGCCCAGAUUCUAAAAACAAAAGCUAUGAGAGAACGCGAAGAACAGCGUGCAUUAAGAAUGUAUAAGUACGCAUUAGUAAGAGUCAAAUUUCCCAAUGGGCUUUUCAUACAAGGCACUUUUGGUGUUUAUGAAAAAAUAAGUGACAUUUUUGAAUUCGUUCAAUCGUGCCUGCAAGAUGAAACAAUUGAAUUUUGCCUGAUUGCCUCUAGUGAAGGAAAAUUUACAGAAGAGGACAUGGAUAAAACUUUAUACGACUUAAGACUUGUUCCAAAUAUUGUUUUGCUUUUUAACGCAUCUAAUGAAACAGCAUCCUCAGGCCAGGAUGUAAACUUUUUAAAAGAAGAAUUGUUGCUUUUGGUUCAAUCUAUUUAGGACAAAUAUAUAUGUACAUAUACAUACACAGCAUACAUUAAACGCGUACAUAAGUACAUAUAUACUAUUUAUAUUAGUAAUUUACACUACGUGAAUGUUAUCAAUGACAUCAAAUGGUAAUUAAUAAAAUAUUUUGAACUUUAUGGAAA
Molecule: messenger RNA, 1457 nt
Organism: Calliphora vicina (urban bluebottle blowfly)
Lineage: Eukaryota; Metazoa; Arthropoda; Insecta; Diptera; Calliphoridae
Gene: Gint3
Product: GDI interacting protein 3
Exons: 5
Coding region: 1-1308 (435 amino acids)
Cellular component (GO): cytoplasm
Molecular function (GO): protein binding
Source: RefSeq, a predicted model, not a curated record